CUGUACUUCGCUUGUAUCUACUUUUAGGUCGCCUGCAAACACAGCCGGGCACGUAGGGUGAUUGAUACGCGGUUGAUUGUGCGCUGGAAAGGCCCAGCUUCUGAUUUGGCCGAGCCACAGUACUUUGACCAGUUGUAGCAGCACAAUCCUUGAAGAAUGUCUUCUCAGAAUAGGCUGGUGGUGGUGCCCACUGUCACUGUGUUGACGGUGAUGAAGGCUCGCCUCAUUGGAGCUACAAAGGGACACGCACUACUGAAGAAGAAGGCGGACGCGCUGACCAUGCGCUUCCGCCAGCUGCUGAAGGAAAUCAUUGAUGCCAAGGAGAAUCUCGGCUCCACGAUGAAGGGCUCGUUCUUCGCUUACACGGAGGCGCAGUACGCUGCGGGCGAGAACAUCAAGCACACGAUCAUGGAUAACGUGGACACGGCCGUGGUCAAAGUCCGCGGCGACCUUGAUAACGUCGCUGGUGUGAAAAUUCCGCGGUUUGAGUCGUUCGUGCUGCCGGGCGAGACCAAGAUGGACCUCACGGGCCUGGGCCGCGGUGGCCAGCAGCUGCAGAGCUGCCGCAAGGCCUACCUGAGCGCCGUGGAGCUGCUGGUGCAGCUGGCCAACCUGCAGACCGCCUUCCUGACGCUGGACGAGGCGCUCAAGGUGACCAACCGCCGCGUGAACGCGCUGGAGAACGUGGUUAAGCCCAAGCUGGAGAACACCAUCUCCUACAUCAAGGCCGAGCUGGACGAGCUGGAGCGCGAGGAGUUUUUCCGGCUAAAGAAGGUGCAGAAGAACAAGCAGAAGAAGCAGAUGGCGCAGAUGGCGGAGGACGCGGCCGCGGCGGCGGCGGGGGAGAAGGCGGAGGCGGGCGACCUGAAGAUGCCGCCCUUCAACGGGCCACAGGGCCAGCAGGGCGUGCAGCCGCCCACCAACUCCUCACUGCUCAACUACAAGGAGGACGACCUGCUGUUCUGAGGGCAUGCGCCUGGGGCGGCGUAGGGUGUGUGACGACAGGAGGAUGCCACACGUGUGAUGAGGGUUGUUUGGGGCUGGGAUGUGAUGUCGUGCUCCCGCGUGCGGGUGGCGCAGCCCACCACGAGGGCAAGGGGCACACUGCGGUAGACGGACACAUGGGUGUGUGGGUCGGGCAACGUGGGAGCGGUGUGUGCGUGCGAACGCCGUGAAUUCCACUGCACGUGGAAAGCGCGUUGGUCACAGAAGCCUUGGAUGGCACUGGAGAGGGAAGGCGGGCACAUGCGUGCUCGGGGCUCGGUGGCCUAUCCGCCUUACAUGAUUUGGAGGACGGGACGGGGCCAGUUUUGACUGAAGGGCAGCAUCUGGACCGGAUGAACGUAUGGAACGGACAGUGCAGUAGCCGGAGUGUGCGCAAGGUACGGUAUGUCAACACCAACGCUCGUAGGGUGGGGGGGGGGGCAAAGGGGCAGUGCCACGUACGGUGGAUUGGGUGGACUUGGGUGGAGCCGGACUUGACCGAUCUGCCUAGAUUGGGCAGGUCGAGUGGUUGACGGUUCCGGACCCGUGUUAUUGUGGUUAUGAGUUUUAAGCCGUGGAAGGUUU
Chlamydomonas reinhardtii is the source of this 1569-nucleotide messenger RNA. RefSeq lists its product as uncharacterized. Bases 157 to 966 code for a protein of 269 amino acids. The transcript has 5 exons. Gene Ontology annotation, cellular component: vacuolar membrane; proton-transporting V-type ATPase complex. The record is from RefSeq and is a predicted model, not a curated record. NCBI's taxonomy places the organism in Eukaryota, Viridiplantae, Chlorophyta, Chlorophyceae, Chlamydomonadales, Chlamydomonadaceae. Gene Ontology annotation, molecular function: proton-transporting ATPase activity, rotational mechanism.